Molecule: messenger RNA, 477 nt
Organism: Meloidogyne enterolobii
Lineage: Eukaryota; Metazoa; Nematoda; Chromadorea; Rhabditida; Meloidogynidae
Source: the annotation of a GenBank genome assembly
AUGAGAAAAUCGGAAGAAUGCGGCCGCGAUUAUACAGUUCCCGUUCCCCCACCUCCAAUUGACGGCCAUCUUUAUCCAAUUAUUGAACAUCAUCCAAAUGAGGUUGCUAGAGGUCCACCGCCAUAUAAUGAACAACAACAAAUUGGUUGUCAACCUAUAGGAGUACGUUAUUUUGUUCAUGGGCAGCAAGAUGGUGGUAGAUCUUCAGGAAACAAUUCAGGAAGGGAAUUUCAUGCCAUUCACACGACACUUCCUGCUAAUGGGGAUACAGUUUUUUACUACAUUUCUUCCUCAUCUUCACCAUCUGAUCCUAAUUGUAAAAGAAAUGAGCCAUUCCUUUUAAUUCGCCGUCGCCGUUCGAGCAUUGCUUCAAUUGUUUUAGCCUCACUUUUAGCUUCUAUUCUUUUAAUCGUCUUUGUUCGUAUGCAUACAGAGUUUGCCAGAAAACAUAUACAACAACAAGAGGUAUUUAAAUAA